Rosa chinensis is the source of this 1086-nucleotide messenger RNA. Its product is annotated as delta-1-pyrroline-5-carboxylate synthase-like. The transcript is spliced from 5 exons. The coding region runs from base 268 to 648 and encodes 126 amino acids. Gene Ontology annotation, molecular function: glutamate-5-semialdehyde dehydrogenase (NADP+) activity; kinase activity; ATP binding. Lineage: Eukaryota; Viridiplantae; Streptophyta; Magnoliopsida; Rosales; Rosaceae. The record is from RefSeq and is a predicted model, not a curated record.
GCCGCUACAUGGCGCCUAAGCGCUAGCACCUCCCCAAUUUUGCUCUAGGCCGGGCGAUGGAGGAAAUCGUUCUGGGUUUAGGCGGUCUGGGCGCUGGGCAUCGAUCUAUAAUAUUUUCAAUCCAGACAUAUCUCUUCUCUCCUCCAAUCGGUCCCUCUCUCUCCCCCCUUCAAUCUGUGAAAACUCGGAAGAGGAAGCAAGAUUGGGGAACAAAGAAAAAAUCAAACUCUGUAAUUAGGGUUUUAGAGAGACACAGUAAUAUGGACCAUGGCCUUCAUCCCAGACAUAGGGAGUUCUUCAUUGGCUUCACAAAGGGCCAGUUGCAGCUCUGCUGAUCUGCAAAAGCCAGCUAAACUGGAUGGGAAGGCAUGUGCAGCUGUUGGACAGCCUGAUCUGAUGGCUCUCUUUAAGUCCGUGUUUAGUGAGGAUGUGACACAAGCUCAGUGUCUUGUCACAGAAAGUGACUUUAGGGGUAAAGAUUUUCAAAGGCAGCUGAAAGAAACGGUCGAUCACUUGCUGUCUUUAAAGACUAUACCUAUAUUCAAUGAAAAUGAUGCAGUUAGUACCAGAACAUAUUUAUGUGAGGCAUAUACCACUCUUCUAUACAUGAAUCAGAAAUUGAUUAUGAAGCUCUGGCUAGUCUGGUGAUUCCGACAUAACAGACGAAUUAUAUGAUUCUUCUGGUAUAUUUUGGGACAAUGACAGUUUGGCAGCUAUACUAGCUAAGGAGCUAAAGGCUGAUCUUCUUAUCCUUAUGAGUGAUGUGGAGGGUCUCUACAGUGGGCCUCCCAAGUGACACAAAUUCAAAGCUCAUUCAUUCAUACAUAUAUAAAGGAGAGGCAUCAAGGCGGAGUCACUUGUGGAGUAAAAUCAAGAGUGGGACGAGGGGAAUGGCUGCGAAAGUAAAGGCUGCUAUUAAUGCAGCUUCUACUGGCAUCCCUGUUGUCGUCACCAGGUGUUCUUCAAGACUUGGUUGGUGUCAUCAUUUUAUGAAAUUUUGUUAGAAAACUAGUGCAACAUUAAUAUGACUAUAUCAAUAGUCUUUUAGACAAUGACAAACCUGCAUGCCAUAAUGGAAUGAUUAAC